Nymphalis io (European peacock) is the source of this 991-nucleotide messenger RNA. It is a transcript of the gene Rpe, whose product is annotated as ribulose-phosphate 3-epimerase. The transcript has 4 exons. Gene Ontology annotation, molecular function: D-ribulose-phosphate 3-epimerase activity; metal ion binding. The record is from RefSeq and is a predicted model, not a curated record. Gene Ontology annotation, cellular component: cytosol. Gene Ontology annotation, biological process: pentose-phosphate shunt; pentose-phosphate shunt, non-oxidative branch; carbohydrate metabolic process. NCBI's taxonomy places the organism in Eukaryota, Metazoa, Arthropoda, Insecta, Lepidoptera, Nymphalidae. The coding region runs from base 129 to 812 and encodes 227 amino acids.
ACAUAGGUAUUAUUCUUCGUGAUAAAGAUAACCUUUGUUAACUUUUUCAAAUACAGUAUAGUAUUAAUCGUUUUUAUGAUAAGGCAUAAAAUAGAGCUAGAUAAUCAUAUUUUGGAAAAUAUUAAAAGAUGAGUCGCAAAUUAAAAGCUCUAAUUGGGCCGAGCAUUCUUAAUGCCGAUUUAUCUCAGUUAUACGAAGAAUCUCAAAAGUUACUUGAUAACGGCGCAGACUAUUUACACUUAGAUGUAAUGGAUGGACAUUUUGUACCUAAUUUAACAUUCGGCCACCCAAUAGUUAAGUGCCUUCGCAACAAAAUUAAGGAUGCCUUCUUUGAAACCCAUAUGAUGGUCUCUAAACCAGAGCAGUGGAUUGUGCCCAUGGCUGAUGCGGGAGUAAAUCAAUAUACAUUUCAUAUUGAAUCAGUGAGUAAUGUUGAAGAUGUAUGCCGAAAAAUAAAGGAGAAUGGAAUGAAGGUAGGUGUGGCAAUUAAACCAGGUACUGAUGUAGCAGAAGUUGAAAAGUACAUAUCUAUAACAGACAUGGUGUUAAUAAUGACAGUAGAACCUGGCUUUGGAGGGCAAAAGUUUAUGGCAGAUCAAAUGGAAAAAGUUACUUACCUCAGAGAACAUUAUCCACUCCUGAAUAUUGAGGUAGAUGGUGGUGUUGGUCCUUCAACUAUAAACUGUUGUGCUAAUGCUGGUGCAAAUAUGGUAGUAUCUGGUACAGCUGUAAUUAAAGCACAGGAUCAAGCUUCAACGAUCAAAUUAAUGCGGGAUACGGUGCAACAAGCUAUUGAGAAAUAUUGUUCUUAAGAUGCUUAUAUAUUAAUAAGAUACUUAAUUUUACAUUCUUGAUCUACCAUCAGGGUAAAUCAAUUAAGACAAAAGCUAAAAUUAUGCAUUUUUAGGAUACACAUUCCUUGUAGUGAUUGUCUUCCAUAUACUUUUUACUUUUUUAAAAACUAAAAUAAAACAAUGUAUGGCUUUAUAAA